Messenger RNA from Rasamsonia emersonii CBS 393.64, 516 nucleotides. RefSeq lists its product as uncharacterized. The record is from RefSeq and is a predicted model, not a curated record. NCBI's taxonomy places the organism in Eukaryota, Fungi, Ascomycota, Eurotiomycetes, Eurotiales, Trichocomaceae. The transcript is spliced from 5 exons. The annotation marks the transcript as partial.
AUGGAGUUUAUUUAUUUGACCGGUGAUGUAAUUCUGGCGUCGGCUCUGUUAACCGAUGGACAGACAGAACGUUUAUUUGAUAUCAGGUUGAUAAUUUAUGGUUCUGGUUCCGUUGGAAGACGAUUUCCUAUCCAGUCAGCAGCUUCGUCAGCACGAUAUAUCUUUCUAGCUGAGUUGGGCUACGUUAUUCUUGGCACCCCAAAACCUCAAAAAAUUGCAACUUUUGUAUCGGAAGCCCUCCAAACCACCAAAAUACUGAUUUUUCUCACCAAAUCCCAUCGAUUUUUUACUGAAUUUGUCAUAUCUGAGGAAAUUAUAGCCUAUGUCUGUGCCGAUAUCGAGAUUACCCCCGUAUCGCAGAAAAAAUGGCAUCCGAGGCGACCAACUCUCCAGAAUCCUCUGCACCCCAACCUCCAGCAAACGAAGCAAUCCCCGGAGCUUAUAGAUACCCCUCCUGAGCGUCCUCGUCGCCGUCUAACGCGUGGUUUGAGUCCUGUAAAGCGUGCUCAGAUAUUG